AUGGUAUCUUUUCGGCUAAAGACAACGACUGUCUGCCUCGUUCACGCGAAGGAGCUCGAUAAAACAGACAAGAAGUCAUACGACAACUCGACGAGAGCGAAGGCCUCUACCAUGGGAAUGGCCAAUGCAUUUAGCGAGAAGCCGAUGCCUAUCGAGAUUCAGCAAUAUCUUAUGGCUAAGAUUCUCUCCGAGAAUCCAGCGGCGUAUAACGACCAAAUCGGAAAGGAAACUUGUGGGGAUUCCAAGCAGAGCAGAGACGCCAACAAGAGCAUUUUCGCGAGUCUUCGUUCCCUUGCUCGAGAAAUGUAUUGGCUUGAUAUGACGCCCAUCGAGCGGGCUGAGAUCCAAGAUGCAGCCGGUGCCGCAGGAACAACUUCGGAAUUAGGAACUUGUCUCCAGGUUAUUCAGUCGAACUGGUUCCCGAAGUGGAACAAUGGUCAUUGGGAUGCUGAUCAUUUUCGCAAUUACUUGACAGAUCAAACAGCAGCAGAGAACGUCUGGGGUCUCAUUCAAGAGGAUAUCUUCAUUGUGGUCGACAAGAAUCUGCAAGUGGUGUUUGCGAAUAUCGAGAAACUUGCUGACCUACUCUUCGGUCACGACGUUGUGGAUCUCCUUGAACGAGCCAUAGACCUGUGGUCAUUCUAUAACCCGCUUCCAUUUCCUGAGACAAGCCGACAUGUUGUCGACAGGUAUGUCCGCCGUAUUCACCCCGAGUUGGACCCCUCAAAGGCGACCGUUGAGACACUGCCAAACGCAAAGAUGGCCGUAGCCCACUACGGGUGUUGGGCUCAUAAGGGUGACCCCCAAGGUCGGAACAUUUGGCCAACGAAGGAUUCCCUCAUUGGUCGCAUGGAUACUCGAGAGAUGUGCUUACGACUUUUUCCCCGGUUUGCCAAGGCUGUGUUCGGCAAGACAUCCUCGAUCAUCCGCUUCCUCGUCCAGCCACUGGAUGAAGGCUACUAUCGAGAAUGUCUUGAGGUAUUCGAAAAUUUGCCUAAUGAUGCCAGACUACCAGUUGGCGAAGAAAACUGGAUCAGCCUUUUUGCGCUUGGCAUCAAUGGCUACACUCAGCGUCACAGGGAUGUUGGCGAUAUCCAAGGAGGUCUCGCUGGGCUGUUCACGCUUGGGCGCUACAAAGGUAAGAGCCAAAGACCAGAAAAGUAA
Molecule: messenger RNA, 1164 nt
Organism: Phaeoacremonium minimum UCRPA7
Lineage: Eukaryota; Fungi; Ascomycota; Sordariomycetes; Togniniales; Togniniaceae
Exons: 1
Coding region: 1-1164 (387 amino acids)
Source: RefSeq, a predicted model, not a curated record